Messenger RNA from Saccostrea echinata, 846 nucleotides. Its product is annotated as coiled-coil domain-containing protein 137-like. The transcript is spliced from 7 exons. Bases 9 to 833 code for a protein of 274 amino acids. Lineage: Eukaryota; Metazoa; Mollusca; Bivalvia; Ostreida; Ostreidae. The record is from RefSeq and is a predicted model, not a curated record.
UUACAUAAAUGGGGAAAAUUGGAAAAUUACAGAAGAGCAGAAAGCACAAAAAGUUAAAGAAUGUAGGUUCUGAAUAUGCCAGUGAGUACAGAGGGAAGCCUUCCAAUUUAGCACCAACAAGUAUUGAACAAGAUGUACCCAAGAAAGUGAAAAACAUCAUAAAAUUUCAAGGAAAAACACCUAGACAAAUACAGAAAGAAUACAUACAAAAUAACAGCAAGAAAGGAAAGAAACCAAUUUACAUGGAGCGGGGAAUGACAAGACCUAUGGCUGAGGCUCCAAAAUUUGUACAAGGAAAGAGAGAAAAGACUAAAGAUUUUAUGAAAAGAGUUGAAGUAGAGACAAGAAAAGUCCUACACCGACACCAGUUGUCCCAAAAAUUUAAGAUGGAUAUGGAUGCAUUAGAAGCGGGAGAAAUUAAAAGACACAAGAAAAAGAUCACCGAAAAGCAAAAAGAGAGAUUACAACAGAAAAAGCAAAGAAGGUCUGAAAAGAAAAGAAAGAACUUGAAUGAAUUUGAUGAUUUUGAAGAUAGAGUAAAGUUUGGAGAGGUGGCUAAUGAGCCACCAUCCCUCACAGCUCUACCCAGAAAAGCCGUCAAGGAGGAAUCUGUGCCCAGGCCUGGGAAAAAAUCCCUACUCCUGAAGGAGAUUAUUGCAGACAAUGCUGCUGUUACCCCCUCAAGUGUAGGAUCAUCAUCCAAGCGUGAAAUUGGACAAUCAAUAAAGCGUAAACAUAUGUCACUGGCACAACAAAGUAUUAUGGACAGAGAAAGAGAGAAUGCAAUAAUGUUAUAUAGACAGCAAAGACAGAAAAAAUUAAAAACCUUCUGACACAAUGUAGUUU